Diceros bicornis minor is the source of this 1451-nucleotide messenger RNA. It is a transcript of the gene GLA, whose product is annotated as galactosidase alpha. NCBI's taxonomy places the organism in Eukaryota, Metazoa, Chordata, Mammalia, Perissodactyla, Rhinocerotidae. The record is from RefSeq and is a predicted model, not a curated record. Gene Ontology annotation, biological process: glycosylceramide catabolic process; oligosaccharide metabolic process; glycoside catabolic process. The transcript has 7 exons. Gene Ontology annotation, molecular function: alpha-galactosidase activity. Gene Ontology annotation, cellular component: cytoplasm. Bases 62 to 1327 code for a protein of 421 amino acids.
CUAAGGUUAAACUUAAAACCCCAGGUUAUCCAUGGAAAUCUGUCCUGCCUGAUGAGUGACGAUGAAGCUGAUGAGCAGAGCCCAGCUACCGGGCUGCGUGCUGGCGCUUCGCUUCCUGGCCCUGGUUCUCCCUGGCAUCCCUGGGGCCAGGGCUCUGGACAAUGGCUUGGCGAUGACCCCUACCAUGGGCUGGCUGCACUGGGAGCGCUUCAUGUGCAACACUGACUGCCAAGAAGAUCCGGAUUCCUGCGUCAGUGAGAAGCUCUUCAUGCAGAUGGCAAAGCUCAUGGACUCAGAUGGCUGGAAGGAUGUAGGUUAUGAGUACCUCUGCAUUGAUGACUGUUGGAUGGCUCCCCAAAGAGAUUCAGAAGGCAGACUUCAGGCAGACCCUAAACGCUUUCCUGGUGGGAUCCGCCACCUGGCUGAUUAUGUCCAUAGCAAAGGACUGAAGCUAGGAAUUUAUGCAGAUGUUGGAAGGCAAACCUGUGCAGGCUUCCCUGGGAGUUAUGGAUACUAUGACAUUGAUGCGGAGACGUUUGCUGAGUGGGGAGUAGAUCUGCUAAAAUUUGAUGGUUGUUACUGUGACAGUUUGGAACAUUUGGCAAAUGGUUAUAAGUACAUGUCCUUGGCCCUGAACAGGACUGGCAGAAGCAUUGUGUAUUCCUGUGAGUGGCCGCUUUAUAUGUGGCCCUUUCACAAGCCCAAUUACACAGAAGUCCGAGAAUACUGCAAUCACUGGAGAAAUUUUGCUGACAUUUAUGAUGCUUGGCAAAGUGUCAAGAGUGUCUUGGACUGGACAUCUUCUAACCAGGAGAGAAUUGUUGGUGUCGCAGGACCAGGGGGUUGGAAUGACCCAGAUAUGUUAGUGAUUGGCAACUUUGGCCUCAGCUGGGAUCAGCAGAUAACUCAGAUGGCCCUCUGGGCUAUCAUGGCAGCUCCAUUAUUUAUGUCCAAUGACCUCCGACAGAUCAGCCCUCAAGCCAAAGCCCUCCUUCAAGAUAAGGAUGUAAUUGCCAUCAACCAGGACCCCUUGGGCAAGCAGGGGUACCGGCUUAGAAAGGAAGACAACAUUGAGGUGUGGGAACGCCCUCUCUCGGACUUAGCCUGGGCUGUGGCUAUGGUAAACCUGCAGGAGAUUGGUGGACCUCGUUCUCAUACCAUCUCUAUUGCUUCCCUGGGUCGAGGACUGGCUUGUCUUCCUGACUGCCUGAUCACAGAGCUCCUUCCUGUGAAGAGAAAACUUGGGUUUUAUGAAUGGACUUCAAGUUUAAAAACUCGAAUAAAUCCCACAGGCACUGUUUUGCUUCGGCUAGACAGAACAAGCUAGACCAUAUAAAAAACCUUCCUUUAAAGUGUGUAUUUUGUUGCCCAAGUCACUACCUGACUUCUACCUUUUCUUCCAUUCCCACUUCAGCUGUUCUAUUUCCUUGAAUAAAAUUUUCCACAGGUGA